This is a messenger RNA of Darwinula stevensoni, 417 nucleotides long. NCBI's taxonomy places the organism in Eukaryota, Metazoa, Arthropoda, Ostracoda, Podocopida, Darwinulidae. The record is from the annotation of a GenBank genome assembly.
AUGGUGGAAACAAGAGAGAUGAAGUCGACAUUGGCCCUGGAGUUCAUUCUCCGGACGAUCCACUUCCUCCAGGAUCUCACACUUUUCCCAGAUCUUCCCAUUCCGGCCAACUCCUCUUCGCUCGUCCAGACACAGGACCCCUCCAGCCACAUAUCCCCCAUGCCUCCUCACUCCUGGGAAGAGAAAUGCGAAAGCGAAGGGGAAAGGGGGAUCAAGAAGCUGCGCUUCAACCUAGAGAGAAAGGACUGGAAUCUGGAAAAAGAUUACGGCGAGGAACUCAUCAUCGUCAAAUCUGCAUACGAUCAAGAGACCAAGACAAAUCUCCUGCUUACCGAGGUUGUCAUUACUUCCCCCCCCCCCCCUUCGAUCGGUGUGGGGUGGGAGACUCCCAUCAAGGCUUUGUACCUGAGGGGAUGA